Molecule: messenger RNA, 4148 nt
Organism: Gadus chalcogrammus (walleye pollock)
Lineage: Eukaryota; Metazoa; Chordata; Actinopteri; Gadiformes; Gadidae
Product: integrin beta-1-like
Exons: 17
Coding region: 329-2746 (805 amino acids)
Biological process (GO): cell adhesion mediated by integrin; cell-matrix adhesion; cell migration
Cellular component (GO): integrin complex; focal adhesion; cell surface
Molecular function (GO): laminin binding; C-X3-C chemokine binding; collagen binding involved in cell-matrix adhesion
Source: RefSeq, a predicted model, not a curated record
ACAGGAGAGGCAUAUUCUGACGGACUUGUCUCCGGCCGCGCUCUUCCCUGAAUAAGCUUGGGUAAGGUUUAAUUGCCCCGCGAUAAUUCCUUCGGUUAUUGCAUUUUAUCCAGUUUAACUAAUUUAAUGUAGAGCAACAAUAAUAGACCGGAAUGAUCGGCUGAGUGAAUCCACCGCGAGUUUUUCUGAGGAGAAAGUAGGACUAUAAGCGCUCGGUGCCAGCGGGGCAAUUGUUGCUGUCUGUGCUGCAUAGCGGACCAUCCCGGGGGAUUCUAAAACGGGAUACUACCUUCUAUGUGACGGGGGGAACUAAUUACAUAACGCCAAGAUGGAGCUCAAGCUGCUUUUGAUAGCCACCCUGCUGGGUGUGUUUUGUUGCAGUAUCAGUCGUGCUCAGAAAGAGGGGAAUGAGUGCAUCAAUGCCAAUGCUAAGUACUGCGGGGAAUGCAUCCAGGCUGGAGCCAAAUGUGGAUGGUGCCGACACCCAGACUUCCUGAAACAAGGGGAGGCGGUGUCCAGCCGCUGCGACGAGCUGCAGUCCCUUCUGAUCCGCGGCUGCAGCCUCGCCGACAUCGAGAACCCCCGCGGCGGCCAGCGUGUCCUCCUGGACAGGCCAGUGACCAACCGCCUCAAGGGGGCGGACAAGCUGAGGCUGGAGAACAUCACCCAGAUCCAGCCCCAGAAGCUCGCCAUCACCCUCAGGGCCGGGGAGCCCCAGUCGUUCAACCUGAAGUUCAAGCGGGCCGAGGACUACCCCAUCGACAUGUACUACCUCAUGGACCUGUCCUACUCCAUGAAGGACGACCUGGAGAACGUCAAGAACCUGGGCACCAGCCUGAUGCAGGAGAUGACCAAGAUCACCUCCGACUUCAGGAUAGGCUUUGGCUCCUUCGUGGAGAAGACGGUCAUGCCUUACAUCAGCACCACGCCGGCCAAACUGCUCAACCCGUGCACCGGCGGCCUCAACUGCACCAGCCCCUUCAGCUACAAGAACGUGCUGAAGCUCACCAGCGACGGCAAAAAGUUCAACACGCUGGUGGGCAAGCAGCAGAUCUCUGGGAACCUGGACUCCCCCGAGGGGGGCUUCGACGCCAUCAUGCAGGUGGCGGUGUGCGGGGACCAGAUCGGCUGGAGGACCGACGUGACCCGCCUACUGGUGUUCUCCACCGACGCCGGCUUCCAUUUCGCCGGCGACGGCAAGCUGGGAGGCAUCGUGCUGCCCAACGACGGGAAGUGUCACCUGGAGAACAACAUGUACACCAUGAGCCACUACUACGACUAUCCAUCCAUCGCUCAUCUGGUUCAGAAGCUGAGCGACAACAAUAUCCAGACCAUCUUCGCCGUCACGGAGGAAUUCCAGCCGGUGUAUAAAGAGCUGAAAAACCUGAUACCCAAGUCUGCAGUCGGAACUUUGUCUGCCAACUCCAGCAAUGUGAUAAACCUGAUUAUCGAUGCCUACAAUUCGCUCUCCUCCGAGGUCAUUCUGGAGAACAGCAAGCUGCCGGAAGGACUGACCAUAGCCUACACGUCUCUCUGCAAGAACGGCAUCGUCAGCGAGGGGGAGAAUGGACGCAAGUGCUCCAACAUCUCCAUCGGCGAUGAGGUGAUGUUCACCAUCGACGUGACGGCCACGGGCUGUCCCAAGAUGGGCAAGCCGGAGACCAUUAAGAUCAAGCCGCUGGGCUUCAACGAGGAGGUGGAGAUCACGUUGAACUUCAUCUGCGAGUGCGACUGCAGCAGCGGCGGCAUCGCCGACAGCGACAACUGCACCUUAGGCAACGGCACCCUAGAGUGCGGAGCCUGCAAGUGCAACCCAGGCCGCGUGGGCCGGAACUGCGAGUGCAGCAGCAACGAGGUGGCCACGGAGGACAUGGACCGGACCUGCCGCAGAGACAACAGCACCGACCUGUGCAGCAACAACGGGGAGUGCGUGUGCGGGACGUGCGAGUGCAAGAAGCGGGACAACGCGGACGAGCGCUACAGCGGGCCCUUCUGCGAGUGCGACAACUUCAACUGUGACCGCUCCCACAGCCAGCUGUGUGGAGGCAACGGCCUAUGCGUAUGCAGAGAGUGCAUCUGCAAACCCAACUGGAAGGGCAGCGCCUGCGACUGCUCUCUGGACCACAGCACAUGCAUGGCCAGCAACAAGCAGAUCUGCAACGGGCGGGGGACCUGUGAGUGUGGCGCCUGCAAGUGCACAGACCCCAAGUUCCAGGGACUCACCUGUGAGACCUGCCCUACCUGCCCUGGAGUGUGCAUCGAACACAAGGACUGCGUGCAGUGCCGGACGUUCGGCACCGGGGAGAAGGCGGAGCGCUGCCAGGAGGACUGCAGCGAGUUCUCGCUGGUCAAGUUGAAGGACCGCGACGGGCUGCCCCAGCCCAACGACGCGGCCUACCCCGUCGUGCACUGCAAGGAGCGCGACGCCAACGACUGCUGGUUCUACUUCACCUACGCCGUCAACAACAACACCCAGGAGGUGCACGUGGUCGACAAGCUCGAGUGCCCUACCGGUCCCGACAUCAUUCCCAUCGUGCUGGGCGUGGUCGUUGGCAUCGUACUGAUAGGCUUAGCCCUGCUGUUGAUCUGGAAGUUGCUGAUGGUCAUCCACGACCGGAGGGAGUUCGCCAAGUUCGAGAAGGAGAAGUUGAAUGCAAAGUGGGACACGCAAGAGAACCCCAUUUACAAGAGUCCUAUCAAUAAGUUCCAGAAUCCAAACUAUGGCCGUAAAGCUCCUGUCCUUUAAGGUGAGAAUCCAAUCUACAAGAGUGCAGUCACCACCGUGGUCAAUCCCAAAUAUGAAGGAAAGUUUUGAGAGUUUUCAACGAACAAUUCAACAGCAAACAUCUGAGAGCUAUAGUGUAUAGAUUUUGUGCCAUAUGUGGUUGACUGUUUUUGUAUUUUAUUUUAUUUGUAUUUUAUUUUUUUAUGUUUUGCUUCGUUAAGACAGAGUAAAAUGUUGCCACCGCAAGUGCAAUUUAACUUUUAACACUUUUAAUUUCUAUGCAUUCAUUGUAUUUUCCAUGUAUAUUAUAUAUGUAUAUACUUCAAAUUUGCUUAUUUGCAAAAAAAGAGAACAAAAAGGAAAUUAAGGUAUGUCUGUCCCAUGACAGGACUUUGUAUUUGCAAAGGAUUUAUGUUUGUUUGCUUCUUAACACCAUGUCUAGACAUGAAUGGUUUGGUAAAUGUAUGGAGUUGAACCUCUUAGCAGCUCAGAUUUUAGCACUCUGUUUCAUGUUCUCGAUGUCUUGCUCUAAUCGCGCACACACACUCACACUCACAACACCACAACACCUGCACACACUUUCUUGCUGUCUUUGUCUGUAGCUUACAUUUAUGUCGUCAGCGUUUCUCACUCUCUUUAGUCUCUCUGUGCACUGAUGUCGUUUGCGUUUUGUCUUUUUCAGAGAGGACCUGAGUUAAUAAAAUCUUGUCAGCGAUUGCACAUAUUGUCUGGUGCGUGUCAAUGUACUGUAGACAGUAUUAAACGAUGUUAGCAUUUGUAAUGAAGGUGACACCGAAACCUUGCAAGGCCAUGAUUCUUUAGAACUGUCAAUAUGUAGAGGUUAAACACAUAUAUUUGACGUGUCAGAAGAAAGCUAAGGUAAUAUACACAUUAGUUAUUUUUAGAAAUACAAAAAAAUAGUUAUUAUAAAUAGUAAAAUUGUAUAACAAUCGGGUUAUAUACCACUUGUUUCGAAGGUGAAUGUGUAGCGAUGUUAAAUAUCCAUCAUUACUGAAUAAUUGUUUUUAUUAGGUCAUUUUAUUGUUCCCUCUCAGGUCCUUUUCUGUUUUGUUUUUUUAUAUAAAAAGCCAGAUAUAUUGCCUUCAAAUAUAUUGCUUUGUCAGCUUCUUGCAAAUUGUACACACCUGUAGGUUAACAAAAUGGGUUUGUCAACGUAAAACCCCACAAGUUCACACGUGAACACACACACACACACACACACACACACACACACACACACACACACACACACACACACACACACACACACACACACACACACACACACACACACACACACACACACACACACACACACACACACACUGUGUGUGUGUGUCAAAAUCAAAUUAUUGAUUUUGAAGAAUACGUUUUAUUUCAUUGCAGAUACAGUAUGAAUUUAUUUAUUAAAUAAACAACAUAA